Molecule: messenger RNA, 474 nt
Organism: Nakaseomyces glabratus
Lineage: Eukaryota; Fungi; Ascomycota; Saccharomycetes; Saccharomycetales; Saccharomycetaceae
Gene: POP6
Product: ribonuclease P/MRP protein subunit POP6
Molecular function (GO): nucleic acid binding
Source: RefSeq, a predicted model, not a curated record
AUGGAAGGUCGUGUGCAAUACGAAGGCACAAAUGUUGAAAUUGAUCUGAGUAACUUCUCACAAUGCUCUGAAUACAUAAAGAAUCAGAUACUGCCGACUAUGCUUGGGGAACCGAAUACAGAAUUCAAUUAUAUCACAACUAAAGUGUCAAAGAAUGAUAAGAUUAAGGACAAAGUAAGUAGUUUGGAGAAGAACGUAAAGGAUAACAAUUUUGUGAUUAUAGCAUCGUAUGGAGACCAUAUUCAAAAGAUGGUGACCAUUGUUGAAAUCUUGAAGAAAAACUUUGCUAAGGAUACUAAACUACAUCAAUGGAAUAGAUUACAUAGUUUUGAACAUAUCAAGCCCGAAAAGAAUGAACUUUUAGAGGUGAGAACCAAGGUGCCAAUCAUGGUAACAGCUCUAUCGCUUGCAGAUGAGAAGGAAGCUCCACAAAAAUUAACAAUGGCAUCUAACCAAUUUUAUAGACAAUCGUGA